Acipenser ruthenus (sterlet) is the source of this 1773-nucleotide messenger RNA. It is a transcript of the gene serpinc1, whose product is annotated as serpin peptidase inhibitor, clade C (antithrombin), member 1. The record is from RefSeq and is a predicted model, not a curated record. Gene Ontology annotation, molecular function: serine-type endopeptidase inhibitor activity. NCBI's taxonomy places the organism in Eukaryota, Metazoa, Chordata, Actinopteri, Acipenseriformes, Acipenseridae. The transcript is spliced from 7 exons. The coding region runs from base 132 to 1481 and encodes 449 amino acids.
CAGGACAGUGACCUCCCCGCUGUGUUUGUCAGCCUGGGGCAGUGCGCUUUAUGAUCUCUGUCACAAUCCUGAGUCUCACGGCUGUGUCGUUUCUGCUCUAUACACAGGGAACUGAAUAGAAAAAAACAAGAAUGAGGCUAUUAGCCAUUUUGGCACUGUGCCUCUGUGGCAGUCUUGCUGUAGAGGACAUCUGCACAGCAAAACCCCGGGACCUUCCUCUCACCCCCAUGUGCAUCUACCGCCGCCCGGAGAUGAAACAGACAGAGACUGAUGAGGGGGAACUGGAGGAAGCCCCCCAUGCCACCAACCCUCGUGUGUGGGAGCUCUCCAAGGCCAACACCCGCUUCGCCCUGUCCUUCUACAAGUCCCUGGCUGCCUCCAAGGCCAACAAAAGCAACAUCUUCAUGUCUCCUAUCAGCAUCUCCACAGCCUUCGCCAUGACCAAGCUCGGGGCCUGUGAUAAGACACUGGAAGAGAUCAUGAGUGUGUUCCAGUUUGAUACCAUUACAGAGAAGACAUCCGACCAGGUCCACUUCUUCUUUGCCAAGCUGAACUGCAGACUCUAUAAAAAAGCUAACAAGUCGUCGGAGUUGAUAUCUGCCAACCGGCUCUUUGGGGACAAAUCUCUGAACUUCAACCAGACCUACCAGGACAUCAGCGAGUUGGUCUACAACGCCAAGCUCAUGCCUCUCAACUUCAAGGAAAAGCCUGAAUUGUCCAGAAAUAUUAUAAACGAGUGGAUCUCUAACAAAACCGAAAACCGUAUCCAAGACGUCAUACCUGAGGGAGCCAUUGACGCCAACACAGCCCUUGUUCUAGUGAACACUAUCUACUUCAAGGGUAAUUGGAAGUCUAAGUUUGACAAGGAGAAUGUCUUCAAUGGUGAAUUUUACAGGUCAGAGACUGAUCAGUGUACAGUGUCAAUGAUGUACCAGGAGACCAAAUUUCGCUACGGCAUGUUCCCAGAAGACAAGGUCAAGGUGCUGGAGCUGCCCUACAAGGGUGAUGAUAUCACAAUGGUACUGAUCCGGCCCAAUGACGGGGUGAACCUGGCGGAGGUGGAGAGCAGCCUGGACCUGAAGAAACUUGUCAAAUGGAUGCACGCCAUCAAGGAGACCACAGUGGCAGUGCAGAUACCACGAUUCGGCAUCACAGACAACUUCAGCCUGAAAGACAAGCUGCAGAGCAUGGGCUUGAGGGACCUGUUUGACCCUAAUAAGUGCAGUUUACCAGGUAUGGUUGAAGGACAACAAAAUGACCUUUACAUUUCAGAAGCAUUUCACAAAGCCUUCUUAGAAGUGAACGAGGAAGGCAGCGAGGCAGCGGCAUCCACUGCAGUCAUUGCCACAGGCCGCUCCAUCAAGAUGAACCGCGCGUUCUUCAACGCCAACAAGCCCUUCCUGCUGCUGAUCCGCGAGGUGUCUAUCAAUACCAUCAUCUUCAUGGGCAGGGUUGCAGAUCCCUGCAACAGCAGCAUCUAACACCCACCUGCUCCUGAAGCCAGACCCCAGCCUCCAUCUGCAACACCAGAAUGUAACGCCCAUCCCAAACUCCCACCUGCUCCUGAAGCCAGACCCCAGCCUCCAUGACCACGUGGAUUACUGGAAUCAAAUUCUAGAACUCCUUGUUGUGAGUGUGUGUGCAUGUGCUCCAUACAGGAGCUUAACAGUACCUCCCCCAAUCAAUUCCUCAACGAAAAAAGGAAUACAUUUUUAAACAGCUGUGAUUUCCUGUAUGACCAGAAGCACAAUAAAGCAAAAAUAAAUAAAUAUA